CGUGUCGUUUGAUAUUUUAGCAUUCGGAAAUUAUGAAUAAUUACAUCAAAUUAACUAUUUUGGCGUGUGUCGCAGGAAAAUAUAAACAGAAAAGUGAAAGACGUGUUUUUACUAAACGAAAGGGUUUUUUCGAUUUGGGAUGCGUGGCCCUUAAGAAAAAAAUACACGAAAUUCGUUAUGUAUAUGUCCUAUCUCAGCGUACAUAUGGUUAUAAUGUACAUUGACCUGAUCGAGGCAUUCGGAAAUUUAGAAUCGAUGGUAGGAAACAUUAUAGAUAAUACCAUAGCCACUGCUACCUAUUUUAUACUAUUUUUGCUUCGAUUCAACAAACUGAUCGAACACGGGAUCGUUACUGUGAGAGAAGAAAUUGCUAAGAGUAAGUUUGAAACUGUGGAGGAGAUGCGCUUGUACUUCGUGUAUCACAACAUUUCGGAUAAAUUCGGUAGAUACGCUAUUUCAACGACUUUAGUGAUAGCAACUCUCUGGUACUUGUCACCUAUGCUGCAGUUGUUGAAGCUUGAUUCAGGACAAAGUAAUGAAUCGUCAAAAGCUUAUAAAUUGCCUUUCCGAGCUUAUGCUUUCCUGGAUUAUCAAGACGACUUUCAGAACUUCAUUAUCAUGUAUUUAUACCAGUUUCCACUCAUGUUCAUUGCAUUAAGCCAUAUAAGCGCCAUCAGUUUGUUAGUUAACUUGGUGCUACACAUCUGCGGUAAAUUCUCAAUCUUGUCGUAUCGUAUACAAAAUAUUGCCACGAAUUCAAACGUUAAUUUAGACAGUGUAAUCAAAGAAUUCGUGACCGCGCAUGUAAAACUAAUUACGACAGCAAACUCCAUCAAUUCAGCCCUGCAAGUUUUUCUUUUGGUGGAACUAUUGCAAACAACCAUUAGAAUGGCGACCAUCAUAUACAUGAUGCUUCUAAAUCCCUCGGGAAGUUUCGUGAGCACUUUGACUUACGGUUUAUACAUUUCGAUAAUUAUAUCGAUGUUAUAUCUAUACUCUUUCAUAGGAGAACAGUUGUCAAACGAAUCGAUGAAAGUGAGCGAAGCGUUUUAUGCUACGGACUGGAAUAAUUUAUCGCUGCAUAAUCAAAAGUUAUUGCUUCUGGUUAUGUCUCUUGGACGACAGACAUUGCACGUUACAGCUGGAAAAUUUUAUACCUUCUCAUUGUACGGUUUUAUCGAUGUUAUGAAAACCUCGUUUGGAUACGUUUCUCUUUUACGAACUCUCAUUUAAUGUAACAUGCACACAGACUGUGUUAUAAACUAAAACAGUGCAGUCAACGUCUAAACAUUAUAAGGUAUUAUAAAUAAAUGUUUCAAUCCUA
Molecule: messenger RNA, 1324 nt
Organism: Bombus terrestris (buff-tailed bumblebee)
Lineage: Eukaryota; Metazoa; Arthropoda; Insecta; Hymenoptera; Apidae
Exons: 6
Coding region: 178-1233 (351 amino acids)
Biological process (GO): sensory perception of smell; detection of chemical stimulus involved in sensory perception of smell
Cellular component (GO): plasma membrane
Molecular function (GO): olfactory receptor activity; odorant binding
Source: RefSeq, a predicted model, not a curated record